AUGCCUGAAAAAGGUUCAUGUACUGAUAUAACAUGUGAUAAUGAAAUCAAAGAAUUAUAUGAAUGUCAUUGUUGUUUACGUUUUGUUUGUUUAUAUCAUUUGAAUGAACAUGUUGAAAUAACAAAACAAAAUACACGACGAUUAGAUAAUCUUCGUAGUGAAUUACAUACAGUUAUAAAUACACUUAAACUAAUUCCUGGAGAAAAACUAUUGAUUAUUGAACGCGAACAAAAUUUGAUUGAACAAGCAAAAAACAUUCUUGAUGUACCCAGUAGUUCAAUUGAUGAACUACAAAAUAUUUUCGAACAAAUUAAUCAAACAAUAGCAUCAAAUCGUUCAGAUGUAGCAGAAGAAUUGGGAAUCUCAAAAGAUGAUGAAUAUUCAAUGGAUAUCAACCAUGAUUUUAUUGAUACUGUUUCAUUUGAUGAAUCAACGAAAUCUAUUCAGGAUCAACAUGUAAAUGAAGAAGAAGAGAAACGUAAACGAAAACCAUACAGAAAAAUUUUUGAUGAAUGCCCACUAACAUUCAAUGGAGCAUAUGGUCUUACUAAAGCAAAUCAUUCUAUUGAAUUUUGUGAACAUGGAAAAACUCGUCAAAUCGAAUUAUAUUUCCAUUUCAUUCGCAAGCAUCGAUUAAAAAAAGUUUAUGCUCAACGUUUGGUACGAGCUGUUGUCGAUGAUCAAGAUCCUAGGGUAACAAAAUUAUUUGAUGGAAAUGAAAAUGUAAUUGAUGAAUUUCAUAAAGUCCCAUGUCCCUUUUUUUAUGGACAAAUUAAUUCAUCAGAAUAUACUCUACAAAAUAUAGUAACUGCACCAUGUCAACAUCGAUUAGUUACACUUCAUAAUUUCAAACAACAUUUACGACUUAAUCAUAAGAUUUCAAAUUCGUUGGCACAAAAAUUAGUUGAUGGUUUCAAACAAAAUCAAACAAAAAAUGAUAUUGAUUUGACUCCAUUAAUUUCAUCAACAUCAUCAAAAUAA
Molecule: messenger RNA, 981 nt
Organism: Rotaria sp. Silwood2
Lineage: Eukaryota; Metazoa; Rotifera; Eurotatoria; Philodinida; Philodinidae
Source: the annotation of a GenBank genome assembly